This is a messenger RNA of Sitophilus oryzae (rice weevil), 2901 nucleotides long. Its product is annotated as zinc finger protein 626-like. The transcript is spliced from 12 exons. The coding region runs from base 208 to 2784 and encodes 858 amino acids. Gene Ontology annotation, molecular function: protein binding; RNA polymerase II cis-regulatory region sequence-specific DNA binding; DNA-binding transcription factor activity, RNA polymerase II-specific. Gene Ontology annotation, biological process: regulation of DNA-templated transcription. The record is from RefSeq and is a predicted model, not a curated record. Lineage: Eukaryota; Metazoa; Arthropoda; Insecta; Coleoptera; Curculionidae.
UACAUUUGACAUCUGACAGCUGUAUUAUGUUUUUAUGUCAAAAUCACUAUUCUAUUAUGAAUAGAAUAAAUUUGUGAAAAUUUCAAUUAAAAAGCAAAAAUGAUACACCCCACAUUAUUUUUAAGUAUUUUUUUAAGUUUGGGUUUAGAGAACCCUCGGACUUACAGUUCUCUGUGGAAUAUCUAAAGCAUAAUGAACUAGUUAAAGAUGAUUAUUAUGGAAGAUAAUAGAUCCAUGACGUUCCAUUGCUCGGAAUUAUCAUCUACAAUGUUUCAUAAAUUGUAUGAACAGAAGAAGACAAAUAGAUUUUGUGAUGUGACACUGUAUGUAAAUAACAAAAUUCUUAAAGCACACCGCAACGUUUUGGCGUGCAGUUCGCCCUAUUUCGAUUCCGUAUUGAAGCAUCACAAAGUAGUUAAAGAGCAGCUCACAGUAAACUGUUUAGAUAGUGAAAUAUUUAAUAACAUACUUAAUUUUAUGUAUACUGGAGAGAUAACUAUAAAGCACUCCAAUGUAGAGGAACUUUUAAAACUCGCAGACCAUUUUAUAUUAACCAAAGUUAUAGAGUACUGUAUAGAAUUCUUAGGCACUAAACUAAAUUUAGAAAAUUGUCUGUUUACGUACUUUUUGACACAACGAUUUAAGUUGAAACAUUUAGGAAAUAUAGUAGAAAACUGGAUUGCUAGUCAUAUUGAUAACAUUUGUGAUGGUGAAGAAAUAGGAAGAUUAAGUUCAAAGGAAUUACAAGACUUCUUCAGGAAUAAGAAUUUCAUACUAACAACACAAAAAGCCCUUAGUCUUCUAUCAAAAUGGGUGCUUUUAGACAUAGAAAAAAGAGAAAAAUAUUUUGACAAACUUGUUAGGUGCUUCUAUACUAAUAGCUUAGAACCCAGUGAAGUGUUUAAACACUUGGACACGUGUAUAUUAUAUACUAAAAGUGAAUUAUGUUUAUUUAGAUUUUUGGACUAUUUAGCUCAGAAUAAUUGGACCCUUUCGAGUUUUAAAACACGCUAUGAAGUUCUACAAGCGAAAUAUGGCCAGAUAACAGUUAGUGAUGCAAAAACCCAAGAUCAAGAUAGCCUUCGCCAAGAGAAAAUAGUUGUUACAGAAAAAACAGAGAACAAUUCUACACAAAAUGUUUUAAACUCAGUCAGAGUUCGUGCUAGUCUAAAAAACAAAAAGAGGAUUAUUUUGAAAAAACUUAUGUUACUGGGUCUGAAACCCAGCCUUCGAAUGGCAGCUUUAAAAAUGUUGACGUGUAGAAAACAACGAAUUUCUCUUAGUGAAAAUGAGAAGGAAGAGACUGAAGUGAGUGAGGAUAACGAUGAGAAGGUUGGAAUAAAGUGUCCCAUAUGUUUUGCAACCAUUAAUGAUAGCUUAUUAUUAGAGCAACAUCUUGCUUUGAGCCACGCUAAAGAUGUCACUUAUAAAUGUAGUAUUUGUUCUUUUGUAUGUCAAUAUCAUGGUGAUUAUUUAAAUCACAUGAAGACCCACUUCAGUGGCCCCCCAUUUAAGUGUGACUACUGUGACUAUAAUACUGAUCAAAUAUCCAAGUUAAUAACCCAUAGGGCUCAGCAUUUGGACGAGUCUAUUUACCAGUGUACGUUCUGUUCUUUUAAGUGUCGACAAAAACAGAAUUAUGUAUCCCAUAUGAAAAUUCACACACCUGAAAAAAAUUUCAAAUGUGAACAGUGUUCCAAGGCCUUUAGAUUCAAACAGAAUUUGGAAGCCCAUCUUCUAACUCAUUCAAAUGAUAAAAAUUUGACCUGUGAUUCUUGUGGAUUUCAUACUAAAUAUUUGAGUCAUAUGGUUGCACAUAAGAGGAUACACACAGGUGAAGUAUACAGAUGCUCCUACCCCCACUGCAAAUACUCCACCUCCAAGAAAAGUCAACUAAGUCUGCACUCGAAAACGCACAAUAGUGGCAGUAAUCCGGGAGGAGCGAGACCACACGCCUGUUCUGUAUGUGGCAGAGGUUUUAUGGAAAAGUCUCAUCUAGUCAGACACGAGAGAAUUCAUUUGGAAGAGAAACCUUUCAAAUGUUCUAGCUGUGAUUACGCCAGUUCCAGAAGGGAUAAGUUGAAAGAGCAUUUUACCAGGCAUCAUGGAGAAAAUGCUUCGGCAAAGGUACCAUAUAAGGCUAGACCUUUAAGAAAUGGAUCUAGUUCAUCUUCAUCAUCCAGGCCUAAGUCACAGUCAGGUCCAGAGAGUGGUCCAGCCGCCACUUCAAAUUCCAACUCGACAAACAACAACCCAGUUAACUUUUCCCAAUCCAGUUCCGGAACUACGACCACAUCUAGCAACGUAAACCAACCAAUGGGCGGUCCAGAAAUUCAAGAGUUGCUAUUAAAUCAUCAAAAUCAUCCCACCCCAGCUGCUAUAAACGCAGCUGCUUACCCGCACCAUUUCGCGGAGCACGCCGCUGACUUUCAUCACGCCCAUACCCACGCCCACAACAUUCAUAACCAAUUGCUGGCCUCGUCGGCGGCCGCAGCCGCGGCUACGCAUACUCCCCGGGCUGGCGGGAGUUCGACAGGGCAUAACAAUAGUCACGUGAUGCUGGCCAGGUCCAAUCAUUCCACCGCUACGUCUACGGCGGCCGCAGUAGCGGCGGCAAUGAUGUUGGAUCCUCGUUUUCAUCACAACACUGCGGUAAGUGUACAUUUCUGCCCUCUACCAGUUUCUAUGGCAAUGGCGGCCGUACAGUCCUCUCAACAAAUCCAAGCGUCCGGCCCUGCCGGGGAGUACCCGCCGAGUUUGCAGAACUGUAUGACAUUAUUUUAAAUACUUCGCCUAGAUAUAUCUGUCGAUGGAAAACGUCUGUUAUAUGUUUCAUCAAUUUGAACAUAAUUCCUAUUAUAACCACUUGUAAUGCAGUACCUUGAAUCGUCUAAUCUGUAA